ACAGGUCAACUCUAAGUUGACCCCCCCGAUAUUGGGCUGGAUGACGCGUGGAGACAUUCCCAUCUUUCUGGAGUAACCUUUAAGGCAACUUAUGUCUAAGUGAAGAUCCUAGCAAUAAAGCAAUGGCGUGUCAUAGGCUUGGUUGCACGAGCUUGGUUACCAUCUCAUGGCAAGUCGAUGAUUGCAGGUCUGUAACGUUCGAAAGGUCAUCUAGGCACCGGCGAAGGGCAGAUUGAUUAACUGCAGGUGUAUUGGGGAAUGUGAACAAGGGGAAUGUGAGAUAAUAGCUACCUAUAUAUACGAGUUUGUGCAUCCCUUCAAUUUACCACAAAUACUCUCUGUCAUACCAGUUCUCUUCUGUCCAGUAGCUGGAGCCUCAAGACAAGCCACAUAUCGAACAUGGUUUCUUCCAAGCUGACUCUGGCCUCUCUGGCCAGCAUUCUCCCCUCCGCCCUUGCAGGAUUCGACGGCAGUUCCCAGAGCAAUGUUGCUGUAUAUUGGGGCCAAAAUUCUUACGGCCAGGCGGGAUCCCAACAACGCUUAGCUGAAUACUGUUCGAACAGUGAGAUCAAUAUCAUCCCGAUAGCUUUCAUGAACGGUAUAAAAACCCCCAUCACAAAUUUCGCUAAUGCCGGAGACAACUGCACGACAUAUGAGGGUACACAACUGUUGAAAUGUCCGCAGCUGGAAGAGGACAUCAAGACAUGUCAGUCUCAGGGAAAGACAAUCCUCAUAUCUAUUGGAGGAGCGACAUAUACAGAAGGUGGCUUCUCGGAUUCCGCGUCGGCCGAGAGCGCGGCUCAGUCCGUAUGGGAUCUAUUCGGUUCGGACACAAGCAAGCCCAACCGACCAUUCCUUUCUGCCGUCGUGGACGGUUUCGACUUCGACUUAGAGUCUGUAACUCAGAACUUUGCGCCGUUUGCUUCGAAGCUGCGGUCGCUCAUGGAUGCGGAUAGUAGCAAGAAGUACUACCUUUCCGGUGCACCUCAAUGCCCAUACCCGGAUGCCGCGAUGAACGACAUGCUGAAUGGCGUAAUCUCGUUCGAUUUCAUCAUGAUCCAGUUCUAUAACAACUACUGCGGCGUUUCGUCUUUUGUACAGGGCUCCAUGACCCAGAACAAUUUCAACUUCCAGACAUGGGACGACUGGGCUAAGAACACUAGCAAGAACAAGAACGUCAAAAUUCUCCUCGGCGUUCCGGCAAACACCGGAGCUGGUGCUGGUUAUGAACCCGCCGGUGCGCUAGCCCCGGUCAUCCAGUACUCGAAGCAAUUCUCGAGCUUUGGUGGUGUCAUGAUGUGGGAUAUGUCGCAGCUGUUCAAGAACUCUGGAUUCCUCGAUUCUGUUUAUGCGUCGCUUACCGGAUCUGGGGUUGCCAAGGCUCAGGCGAUCGCUCAUACGACUUUGGUAACCAAAACCAAGGUUGCGCCCACCCCUGUUGCUUAAUAAAUCAACUGUGAAUCCAAAGACCCCUGGGAUUCUCGCUGUACCAGUCUGUCCUGCAUGCAGGAACAACUGGUCACUGGGGUCUAGAUUUAGGCAAUGACAAGGAUAGGUACCUACCUAUGUUGAAAAUAGGUACAGGUUACUCUCGUUUUCCUUCCAGCCCAGGGAAUGUGUAGUACCAGGGCUGGCUGCGUCGCUCGUCAAGUUGGUCUU
Molecule: messenger RNA, 1659 nt
Organism: Daldinia caldariorum
Lineage: Eukaryota; Fungi; Ascomycota; Sordariomycetes; Xylariales; Hypoxylaceae
Product: glycoside hydrolase family 18 protein
Exons: 4
Coding region: 400-1446 (348 amino acids)
Biological process (GO): carbohydrate metabolic process
Cellular component (GO): extracellular region
Molecular function (GO): chitinase activity
Source: RefSeq, a predicted model, not a curated record